This is a messenger RNA of Notolabrus celidotus (New Zealand spotty), 1349 nucleotides long. It is a transcript of the gene spic, whose product is annotated as Spi-C transcription factor (Spi-1/PU.1 related). The record is from RefSeq and is a predicted model, not a curated record. The transcript has 5 exons. Lineage: Eukaryota; Metazoa; Chordata; Actinopteri; Labriformes; Labridae. Gene Ontology annotation, biological process: regulation of transcription by RNA polymerase II; cell differentiation. Gene Ontology annotation, molecular function: sequence-specific DNA binding; DNA-binding transcription factor activity, RNA polymerase II-specific. Gene Ontology annotation, cellular component: nucleus. Bases 53 to 862 code for a protein of 269 amino acids.
GACAGUCCUCAGGGAGGACUCAACUGGGGCUCGAAAAACUUAGACAUACAAGAUGACUUCCUUGGACAGCGACCUCAACCAGCACUUCCAGGAUGCAAUUGAUGUGAUUCAGCAGCAUUCACAUAAUUCUUACUAUGAUUCAGAGUACACUUAUUAUGAGACUCUGGGCUCCCAGCAGACAUCACUGCAGUGUCAGAUCUCCUGCUGCCUCGUCACACACCCAUCUGAUGUAACAGCUCCGGUGUAUGAGUGGAAUGACAUGGUUCAGCAGUCUUGGCCUCAAGUUAUGCCGGAUGUUUCCCUGAGUCACUCUGUCCAAAGUGAAAUCCCUCAGUUCUACUCAGUUUUACCACCACAGAGCAGAGGCAGCAAAGGCCGCAAGAAGCUCAGACUCUACGAGUACCUCCACGAAGCUCUGAAUGACCCCAACAUGGGCGACUCCAUCCAGUGGACGGACAGCAGUAGUGGCACCUUCCACUUCAUCUCCAAGAACAAGGAGAAGCUGGCCGAGUGCUGGGGCCAACGCAAGGGCAACCGCAAGACCAUGACCUAUCAGAAGAUGGCCAGAGCUCUGAGGAACUACAGCCGUACCGGUGAGAUCAUGAAAGUCAGACGCAAACUCACGUACCAGUUCAACCCGGACAUCCUGCACAGGCUCGGCUCUACACAGGUGAGCAUGCACCUGUCGGGCCACCACGUGCAGGAGGAGGUGGGUGCGUGGCAGCAGAGCCAGGCUGAGCAGGGCCUCUGUGGUCCUGCAGCGAUGCAGAGGCACAGACACAACUGUUUGAGGCACGUCCAGCUGCCGGAGGACUACGACCAGGCCUCCAGCUUCAGCUCACACAGCAUCACACAACUCUGAGCUGCAGGACGGUUUGAUCACAAGGGAGGAGCAGCCCUGUUUGAGAACGCUGAUCUACUGCUACCAAAGUUUUGCGGCCAAUCCCUUUAAGUUAACACAUUUUUUAAAAAGCGAUUUAUUGUAAACGUAUAAACGGUUGCUAUUAUUUUUUAAAGGCAUCUCCUAUAAAGACAUAUUUAGCAAAUAACUCUUUAAGCAGUCUGGGCUCUACUGCUAGCAAGAUAAGAUAUAUGGUCUCACGUUAGCAGGCUUAUCUUUCCAGUUAGCAUGACUUGAUUUGAAAAACUAACAAACACUGAUUUAAAGGUCUGUUUUUAUCUGAUAACCAGCUAUGAGGUAUGCUUUAGGACAGCAUUAUGUGACGAUUUUUAAAUCUCUAAAACCAACUUAAAAGUUAAAGGUAUCAUAUAAAAUUAUUUCUUGUACAUUUUAAACGUAAUAAUUGUGCUUUUGAUACAUUUUAAAUAUAUUUACUGUUAAAAGAGGU